CAGGGGGCGUGUCCUUGCGAGGCGGACAGGGGCGUGGCCUGUCGGGAGGGAGUCUCCCGCUACCAGUGGGCCGGGGUCAGUCAGGCUCAGGAUGAAGCGCUUGCAGGUUGUUCUCGGCCACCUGUCGGGCCGCCCGGAUCUGGGCUCGGGUCUGGCCCUGCAGGCCUCCCCAUGUUCGGGCCUCACUCCCAAAGCCUCCUCCAGGGCGUCCGCCGACGACAUCGUGGUAGUGCAUGGGCGACGCACGGCCAUCGGCAAGGCGGGCCGCGGCGGCUUCAAGGACACUACGCCAGACGAGUUGCUGGCCGCCGUGCUGACCGCCGUCCUGCGGGACGUGCGGCUGCCGCCUGGGGAAGUGGGCGACAUCUGUGUGGGGAACGUGCUGCAGCCAGGGGCUGGUGCUGUCAUGGCCAGAAUUGCCCAGUUUCUAAGUGACAUCCCAGAGACGGUGCCUCUGUGCACAGUGAACCGGCAGUGCUCUUCGGGGCUGCAGGCCGUGAUAAACAUUGCAGGUGGGAUCCGCCAGGGUUGUUAUGACAUCGGCCUGGCCUGUGGGGUGGAGUCUAUGUCCAUGGCUGACCGAGGGAACCCCGGCAACAUCACGUCCCGCCUGGUGGAUAACAGUAAAGCCAGAGACUGUUUGAUUCCCAUGGGGAUCACGGCAGAAAAUGUGGCUGAGCGCUUUGGCAUCUCCCGGGAGAAGCAGGACGCCUUCUCUUUGGCUUCCCAGCAGAAGGCAGCCAGUGCCCAGAGCCGGGGCUGUUUCCAGGCAGAGAUUGUGCCCGUGAAGACCACCAUCCAGGACAACAAGGGGAACGAGAAGAGCAUCACUGUGUCCCAGGACGAAGGCAUCCGAGGCAACACCACGCUGGAAGGCCUCGCCAAGUUGAAGCCGGCCUUCAAGAAGGAUGGCUCCACCACAGCCGGAAAUUCCAGCCAAGUGAGUGACGGAGCCGCUGCCAUCCUGCUGGCUCGCCGGGCCAGGGCCGAGCAGCUGGGCCUCCCUGUCCUCGGUGUUCUGAGGUCCUACGCUGUGGUGGGCGUCCCCCCUGACAUAAUGGGCAUUGGACCCGCUCACGCCAUCCCGGUGGCAUUGCAGAGAUCAGGGCUAACGGUGAACGACGUGGACAUCUUUGAGAUCAACGAGGCCUUUGCCAGUCAGGCUAUUUAUUGUGUGGAGAAGCUAGGGAUCCCCCCAGAGAAAGUGAAUCCCCUGGGAGGAGCCAUUGCCUUGGGGCACCCAUUGGGAUGCACAGGGGCCCGCCAGGUUAUCACACUCCUCAAUGAGCUGAAACGCAGGGGGAAGAGGGCUUAUGGUGUGGUGUCCAUGUGUAUCGGGACAGGAAUGGGAGCUGCCGCUGUCUUCGAGUACCCGGGGCCCUGAGAGGGGACACCCUCAGAGCCCUGGGGAGAGGGGCUGGCCUUUGGCCUCCUGCUGGGGGACAGAGCUCAGGCUGCACCUCCUGCCUCCUCUCUCCCCUCCCUCCCUUGUUGGGAGCGGGCCUGAAGGCAGCCGUUGGUGGGGGGAGCACCAGCAGCUUCCCGGCUCUUGUGCCUUUUUAAAAGAAAUGUUUGUUCUCUUGUAUAAAUAACUGAAAUUACAGCCAGUAGAGCGGGCAGGGAAAGGGGGGCAUGCAGGUGGGGGGCACACGGUGGCCUGGAAAUCUCUUUAAUCAGAACAAUAAACCCUCCUGACUAUGUGUCCCA
Molecule: messenger RNA, 1707 nt
Organism: Dromiciops gliroides (monito del monte)
Lineage: Eukaryota; Metazoa; Chordata; Mammalia; Microbiotheria; Microbiotheriidae
Gene: ACAA1
Product: acetyl-CoA acyltransferase 1
Exons: 12
Coding region: 92-1384 (430 amino acids)
Biological process (GO): phenylacetate catabolic process; fatty acid beta-oxidation
Cellular component (GO): peroxisome
Molecular function (GO): acetyl-CoA C-acyltransferase activity
Source: RefSeq, a predicted model, not a curated record